CUUGGAUUAGGUGGCCCUCCGUGGGAUUACCUUGACCCCUUGCAAUCAUCGCCGAAGCUAGGAUAUUCCCAACUUGCCGAGGUAUCUCUACGUGCGGGUUUGCAGCAGUCGGAGAUGACAUUGAUAUGCCCCCAAUAACUCCUCGCUGCCAGCUCCCCCUAUACGCAGUCGGGGUCCAUCGAUUUAAUGCUAUUGACAGAAAUAUUCAACCCUAACUUUACUAUAUAUAUCGUAUACCAAUCCUCUCAACCUCAUCCCUCCUCGGAAAAGGUCGUUCUACGCAAGGACACAAAAUGCCUUCAUCAGCGCCCUCCGGCGCAAAUCAAAUGCAAAACGAGGUCAUUUCGCAGCACAAACCUGAGAUAUCGUUGAAAGACCGCUUUUUCCGCUACUUUCAACAUGAGAUUACAGCUCUUCAGGAGCAAAUGGACCGUCUAGGUGACACUGCGCUAAUUGGAGGGGAGCGCACGGAUGCUAUAGAUCAUUGCUUAGCUGGGAUUGCUCGACUAUCAAGCGAGGUUAAGGAUGCGUCAGCCUCCAUUCCCCCAUAUGACCAGCGGAUAUAUGCCAAUGCGAUCAAAGCUCUCCAAGACAAGCUCGCAGAAGCACGAGCAAGCUUUGCGCCGCGAUCUAAGUUUUCCUUCAAAACCGCGCGCAAGAACCCGUCUGCGAUAUCCUUGGCAGAUGCUGCCGAGAUAGCAGCUCAGGGUCGUCGACACAUUCCUGGUUACCGAUCCAAUGAUAACUCGAUGCAGUCGUCUGCCAGCCCGUCGCCGAUAUUAUGUUCAACUUCCAUGAAUGAUCGCCUGCCCUCUCCCCAACAAGAAGCUUCAGCUCCGCUUGAGGCCCCCGAAGAAUUACAAAAGAGUGACACCGAUAAGCCCAGCAGCUCCGCUUCUGGGGCCUCGUCCGUUUCUGUCAGUUCCCAUACCGGUGUUCAUAUAGUGUUACCGACGUCUGCAUCACAUGCCACUGUGCCUGCAUCGAUAAUGUCGUUACAUCACUGCGUUGUGGACAUGACAGUUCCCACGGCGGAUGGGCGACCAUUUGCUGGCCUUGUAAUAAAGGGGGUUACCGAAAGCCUUCUCCUCUGCGGACAAGUGGAUGGCCCGGCGCAUAUUACUGGAGUCAAGCACAGCACUAUAGUGGUUUCCUGCCACCAAUUCCGAAUGCACGAUUGCGUCGAUGUGGAUGUCUACCUAAGCUGUUCUAGCAGACCAAUCAUUGAGGACUGCAGCAAUAUCCGAUUUGGCAAUAUUCCCGAAAUUUAUGCCCCGAAAUCCGUAGAUAGCACCCAGCCAAACCUCUGGGAUCAGGUGCAGGAUUUCAAGUGGAUCAAAGUGGAACAGAGCCCCAAUUGGAGUAUCAUAAAUGAAUGCGAAAGAGUCCCACAUGAUGUGUGGGAAAACACUGUUCCAGGUGGACCAGGAGCAUCAGUGGACACCAUUUUAAAGUCUGUAAAGGUGAUCUUAUCUUGAAGUUACGUACCCAUGUGCUUUUGCGCGAAAGUGCCACCAUUUUCCCGAAAUGUGGACCUUUUAUUUAUUACCUGUCACGGAAUACAACGACUGGACCAU
This is a messenger RNA of Histoplasma capsulatum G186AR, 1577 nucleotides long. RefSeq lists its product as uncharacterized. Gene Ontology annotation, biological process: tubulin complex assembly; post-chaperonin tubulin folding pathway. The transcript is spliced from 4 exons. Gene Ontology annotation, molecular function: tubulin binding. The record is from RefSeq and is a predicted model, not a curated record. Lineage: Eukaryota; Fungi; Ascomycota; Eurotiomycetes; Onygenales; Ajellomycetaceae. Bases 294 to 1478 code for a protein of 394 amino acids. Gene Ontology annotation, cellular component: cytoplasm.